Molecule: messenger RNA, 781 nt
Organism: Gamsiella multidivaricata
Lineage: Eukaryota; Fungi; Mortierellomycota; Mortierellomycetes; Mortierellales; Mortierellaceae
Exons: 5
Coding region: 103-600 (165 amino acids)
Biological process (GO): nuclear-transcribed mRNA catabolic process; P-body assembly; spliceosomal snRNP assembly
Cellular component (GO): U6 snRNP; spliceosomal tri-snRNP complex; P-body
Molecular function (GO): U6 snRNA binding
Source: RefSeq, a predicted model, not a curated record
GAGCCUGAAUUGUUCUGUACUCUAUUGAUGAAAGAGUGGGCUGCUACUCUUUCUCCUCCAUUCAUAAACCCGUUCUUCACAUCCCAGAUAUAGACCAACACCAUGUUGCCUUUAUCCCUGCUGAACACGUCCCAGACUCACCCAAUAUUGGUGGAGCUGAAGAAUGGCGAGACCUUCAACGGCCAUUUGGUGAACUGCGACAACUGGAUGAACCUUACUCUAAGGGAGGUUAUUCAGACGUCUUCGGAUGGCGAUCGCUUCUGGCGCUUGACGGAAUGUUACAUCAGAGGAAACACUAUCAAAUACCUCCGCGUACCUGAUGAGAUUAUCGACAUGGUCAAGGAAGAGGCCAACAAACAGAGACUUGCCAGCACACGCAACAGCAGUCGCGGAGGCGGCGCAGGGAACAAUGGCGGAGACAAUCAGCGUGGCGGUCAUCACUCUCAUCAGGGAGGCGGCGAUCGUGGCGGUCGCGGCGGUGGACGUGGUGGUGGACGUGGAGAUUAUAACAAGUCUGGACGGGGCGGCUAUAACGAACGCGGUGGUCGUGGCGGCGGUGGUGUUCGAGGCGGUCGUGGAAGGGGUGGUGGUCAGGCAUAAAACGAAAGAUCGCUGGAGCCCCCGAUUCCUGCACAGCGGAAGAGGGUGAACAUAAAAACUUGGGUUGUGCUCGAUAUAAUCUUUUUUCUUUUUUUUCUUUUUUUUCAGCCGAGCACACACAUCCGAUUCUUGCUUCGCCGGAACCUGCUUUCACCGAUCUUUUUUUUUUUUUUUUUUUUUU